UCGCGCCGCCGCGCUCGCCCCGGCUGGUGCCGCGCUGCCCGUGCCUCCUGCGCCGCUGACUCACGCCGUCUGCUCCGCGUCUCCUCCUACUCCUCCUGCAGCUCGCCCCCACCCACGCACCCUUCCGACGCGGACCCGGGGAAUUUCUUUGUGGCGUCUGCAGCUGUGCACGGUCGCGUAUAUAAGGCCACGGAGCGAUCUUUUUGCCAGCCAAGGCCGAGGCUCGUGCAGUGAACGCUGGGACGUCACCAUGUGGAGGAGCGCACCCUUGACCGCGCCGGCACUGCUGCUGCUGCUGCUGUUGGCUGCCGGAUGGCCGCAGUCGCUGGCCGCCCCGGUCGCCGCCGACGACCCCGACGCAGUGCCGCCCGCGUUCGCGCUAGAUUUCAUGAAGCAGUAUGGUUAUCUGGAUCCAAGCUCACAAGUAUCUGAGUCUCUGUACAAAAAUGAAGACAUGGUUGAAGUCAUCAAACAGGUGCAGAGAUUUGGGGCUCUUAACCAAACAGGCAUUCUUGACAAUGCAACACUUCAGUUAAUGAAAUCGCCAAGAUGUGGAGUUCCUGACAUCAAGCAUACCAACAGGACAAGGAGCAAGAGAUAUAUUGUGGGAUCUGAUGGCUGGAAGAAAAGACAUAUUACCUACUUUAUAGCCAACUGGUCUCCUAAGAUUGGUGAAGAAGCAGUUGUUGAACAAGUUCAGCGAGCAUUUAGCACAUGGGCAGGAUAUGCAAGACUAAACUUCUCACUCAUAGCAGAUCCUGCAGCUGAUAUUAUCAUUGCUUUUGGUCGAGGACCUCAUGGAGAUCCAUUUCCUUUUGAUGGACCAGGCAGUAUACUGGCUCAUGCCUAUUAUCCAUAUGAAAUGGAUCAGUAUGGUGGAGAUGUCCAUUUUGAUGAAGAUGAAAACUGGAAAGUAAAAUUAGAAGGACCUUAUGAUGAUGGAGUGGAUUUCUUCACAGUUGCUGUACAUGAGCUUGGUCAUAGCCUGGGAUUGGCUCACUCUGAUGUGCCCUCCUCGAUUAUGUUUCCGUACUACAAAGGCUUCCAGGAAUCAUUUCAGCUUGGUUAUGAUGAUAUUCUUGCUAUGUAUGACCUAUACAUUUCUCGUAGUCUGGAAGAUGACAAUGAAAUUAAUCCUGGGGUUGUACCUAGUGGUACUGAUGACAGUGACAGUGAAACUCAGGACAGAGAUGAGGAUAGCAACCACGUUCCAGAUGUGCCAAGCACAGAUGAAAAUAGUUCUGAAGGAGAUGAUGAAACUCAUCAUCCUGUAACUCCCACAGCAGAUAAACCACAGCCAAGGCAGCCAGAUUAUCCCACCAGUACUGGUGUAACAUUUGAAGAUGAUUAUGAGACUGUUGAUGAGCAUCGCGAGCAUGAACGCCAUCAGACAACUGAGGCUCCACUUGACAAAUCUGAUCCUUGCCUUGGUAACUAUGAUGCAGUAUCAGUACUUAGAGGUGAACUCUUCUUCUUUAAGGGAGAGAUGAUGUGGAGAAUGUCAGGUCGAGGUUUAAUUCAGCCAGGAUAUCCUGUGAAUUUUCGGCAUAUGUUCUGGAGAUUCCCAAACUCUGUUACAAAAAUAGAUGCUGUGUAUCAGAGGGAUACAGACAGCAGCAUAGUUUUCUUCACAGGAAAUAAAUUUUGGGUGUUCAAUGGUGAAACAUUCAUUGAAGGAAGCCCUCAGCCCAUUACAACACUUGGCUUACCUGCAUCUCUUACACAUUUAGAUGCAGCCAUGGUAUGGGGUAAAAAUGGAAAAACAUUCUUUUAUAGUGGCGAUCAGUACUGGAGGUUCAAUGAAACUACCAGACUGAUGGAUCCAGGCUAUCCUAAGAACAUCAGCAGAUGGGGGAGAGUUCCCCAGAACUUAGAUGCUGCUAUGACAUGGACAGAUGGUCUUACUUACUUCUUCAAGGACAAACUAUUCUGGAGAUUCAACAACAUGCUAAUUAAGACUGAUGACCAGUACCCACUGCCUGCUCCAACAACAUGGUUCGGUUGUCCACCAUAACCAUUAUUUAAAUAUGACUGAAAUGCAGCUUAAUAUAUUUUGUUGUAUGUAGGAACUAGAACCACUAGUUUCCUAGCACUGUUUAUAGGGAUACGUGUAGUCAGAUUAAAUUUUUAAAUAUUACACAUAUUUCUUACAUGACAGAAGAAAAAUUUGCCAGUAGCUUCUUGUUGUAAUAGUAAGACUCAUAUAAUUCUCAUUGUUAAGAUACAUAUCAUACAAAAGACUGAACUUCUAGAUGUAUAAUUGAUGAUACUAUCAGUAAAGAAUUAAGGACUGUAUUUGCUUACAGGCAAUUUUGUGUAUAGCAUUUUGGCAUUAUAUGAAUGUAAAUGAUGAAGUAGAUGCUAAGACAUUUUCAGUGUUGUUAUUCCAAACACUUCAUGAGAAUUCUGAAGUGUGUGUCAAAAAUUUGAAGGCAUCAUUCAUGAAGAAUGUGCUAAUUCAAAAGAUAUACUUCAGCAUCCUGGUCCUUCUCUCUCUUUAUGGAUAACUGCAAGAAACAAACACAAGUAAAGUUGGAACAUUAGAGGUGAGACAGUGCUGGAGAUUAUUUCUGAAGUUCAUAUUCAAUAGAAAAAAUUCAGAAGCUCAUCUUAUUGUAGGGCAGUUUAUAAAAAAAGAUUAUAAUUCUAAAGUGUAAAAUUAAAAACGCCUUCAACCCUCUACACUUUGAAUAUAAUUUGUUAAUGCAACCAGUUUUGGUGUUUCAUGACACCAUCUCUAGGCCCCCUGACCAAUGUGUAAGAGGAAUCCAACCUCAUGUGCAGCUGAAAUGGGGGCCAGUAUUAAGUACCUGAUAUCCAUGGAUUUCUAGUUUCAACAACAUGACACCUUCAUUUAUCAGUUGAGUCUUCAAGUUGUUUUUAAUUUUACAUUUUAUAUUGAACUGCCAAAAUCUCUCAGCUAUGAUGUAUAAAGAUGCAUUUACCUAUUCCCAUUCCAUAUACAAGAAAUAUAACAUAGCAUCUAACAAACUAGUCUUGUGGAUGAAUAGUGACGUAUUGUCAUCAAAUACUAAAUUGUUUGUAUUUGUUACAGCAUGUAAACAGACCAGUGCAAUUCCUAAGGGAACUUUGUUUUGACAAAAAAACAUUUCUGACAACAGAUAUAAAUCUCAUUCAGUGUUCAUCUACAUCUACAUCUACAUCCAUACUCUGCAAGCCACCUGACGGUGUGUGGCGGAGGGUACCCUGAGUACCUCUAUCGGUUCUCCCUUCUAUUCCAGUCUCGUAUUGUACAUGGAAAGAAGGAUUGUCGGUAUGCUUCUGUGUGGGCUCUAAUCUCUCUGAUUUUAUCCUCAUGGUCUCUUCGCGAGAUAUACGUAGGAGGGAGCAAUAUACUGCUUGACUCUUCGGUGAGGGUAUGUUCUCGAAACUUUAACAAAAGCCCGUACCGAGCUACUGAGCGUCUCUCCUGCAGAGUCUUCCACUGGAGUUUAUCUAUCAUCUCCGUAACGCUUUUGCAAUUACUAAAUGAUCCUGUAACGAAGCGCGCUGCUCUCCGUUGGAUCUUCUCUAUCUCUUCUAUCAACCCUACCUGGUGCGUAUCUCACACUGCUGAGCAGUAUUCAAGCAUUGGGCGAACAAGCGUACUGUAACCUACUUCCUUUGUUGUCGGAUUGCAUUUCCUUAGGAUUCUUCCAAAGAAUCUCAGUCUGGCAUCUGCUUUACCGACGAUCAACUUUAUAUGAUCAUUCCAUUUUAAAUCACUCCUAAUGAGUACUCCCAGAUAAUUUAUGGAAUUAACUGCUUCCAGUUGCUGACCUGCUAUUUUGUAGCUAAAUGAUAAGGGACCUAUCUUUCUAUGUAUUCGCAUCACAUUACACCUGUCUACAUUGAGAUUCAAUUGCCAUUCCGUGCACCAUGCGUCAAUUCGCUGCAGAUCCUCCUGCAUUUCAGUACAAUUUUCCAUUGUUGCAACCUCUCGAUACACCACAGCAUCAUCUGCAAAAAGCCUCAGUGAACUUCCGAUGUCAUCCACCAGGUCAUUUAUGUAUAUUGUGAAUAGCAACGGUCCUAUGACACUCCCCUGCGGCACACCUGAAAUCACUCUUACUUCGGAAGACUUCUCUCCAUUGAGAAUGACGUGCUGCGUUCUGUUAUCUAGGAACUCCUCAAUCCAAUCACACAAUUGAUCUGAUAGUCCGUAUGCUCUUACUUUGUUCAUUAAACGACUGUGGGGAACUGUGUCAAACACCUUGUGGAAGUCAAGAAACAUGGCAUCUACCUGUGAACCCGUGUCUAAGGCCCUCUGAGUCUCGUGGACGAAUAGUGCGAGCUGGGUUUCACACGACCGUCUUUUUCGAAACCCAUGCUGAUUCCUACAGAGUAGAUUUCUAGUCUCCAGAAAAGACAUUAUACUCGAACAUAAUAUGUGUUCCAAAAUUCUACAACUGAUCAACGUUAGAGAUAUAGGUCUAUAGUUCUGCACAUCUGUUCGACGUCCCUUCUUGAAAACGGGGAUGACCUGUGCCCUUUUCCAAUCCUUUGGAACACUUCGCUCUUCUAGAGACCUAUGGUACACCGCUGCAAGAAGGGGGGCAGAAAAUUAGAAUCAAUUUCCACAAAAUGUUACAGGAGCUGGAUGUGGCUGUUGUUUAAUUGUUGUUAAAUGUAAUGUGAAAUGACAUUCUUUUCAUUGUGCCUCUGGAAAAUACAAAUUAAUAUCAAACAAAUAUAUAGGUGUAGUCAGUAUUCCUACAUGGUAAGGAUUACAUUCUAAUAUCUGUGUUUAGUUGUAAGACAGGAGUCUUAGGAGGAAGUAGUGUAAAUGUAAGUGUAGCAUAGCAAACAUGUCAGCUGUAUUGCAGCUAGUUACUGUCCACUGUGUGUGAUUGAACUGCAGUAUUCUGAAACAUUAACUGUAUUCGUACUUAGGCAACUAUUUUACAGUCAUUGUUUGAUUCACUUUGUGGUUUAAGUAAUGCUGUGUAUCUUAGAUCCAUUGUUUUUUGAUAGCUGAUGUAACAUUACAGCUAAGUUUACAAGAUAUUUGUAAGAAAUCAAUGUUCUUUUUAAAUUAUAAAAUUACUAAUGAUCUGACUGAAAAGCAUUGAGAAGAAUAAAUACACAAUAGUUUAUCAGCAGCAAUAGAUGAACUAGUAAAGCAGAGAAUGACCACACAGUCUUGGACAGCAUUAAGGCAUAUUGAUAAACCACUGUGUAUUUGUUCUAGACAUAGUUGUAAAUUAAGACCUGAUUUUAUAUUAUUAUUAUAUUAUUAAAUGGAUUAAGGGAUGUGGUGAUAUUUUCAAAUUUAUAUUAAUGGGUGACUGUAGCAAAUGAAGAUAAUAUUAAUAAAUAAAACUACACAUUGAUCUUGCCAAAAGCUGAGAAGUGACUUAUUCUUCUGUAGCUUCUUCGGGUCUUAAACACAGUAUCCUGGCUUCCUCUAGGUGCUCAAUACGCUAUGAUGAACAUUGAUGGCCUUUACAUUAAUGAUUGAUCUUUGUCACACACUCCACAAAUGAUUUAUCUUUGAGGAUGGGAUAAGUGUGCUGAUAGCAUAAGCAAUGUGCAGUGUACCCCUGCUUGUUACUCAGCCUCUGUCUGAUGUAACCAACUGCACUGACAAUCAUGGCACUACAUUUGUAUUUAGUUGCUACCAUUAACAUCACCUAUCAGUAACUGUUUUGUGUUCCUGCUGUCUGUAGUGGUGUGAAAUUUGAUAUUUCUUUGACACAUAUUGAUGUUCAUGGAGAUCAAUAUUGGGUUGCUACAGUUGUUGUUCAUGUAGAUAAAGACAAUACCAAAAGUGUUACCACAAUGUUGAACUACCCAUCUUGAGAUGUCAUCACCUACAAGAUUUUAAUGCUAUGUAAGACUGUAUGAUCAUUUCCUGUCUCUGCUAGUUCAUCUGCUGUUGUUGAUAAACCAUUGUGUAUUUGUUAGAUGUGGAUUAAGACCUGAUGAAAUGUUAUAGAUUAAAGAACAUUGUUAUAUUGCCAAAUUUACAGUAAUAAAGGGUUGUACAAAUAUUAAGAAUAAAAAUAUGAAUAAUGA
Schistocerca gregaria is the source of this 6018-nucleotide messenger RNA. Its product is annotated as matrix metalloproteinase-14-like. The transcript is spliced from 11 exons. Gene Ontology annotation, cellular component: extracellular matrix. The record is from RefSeq and is a predicted model, not a curated record. Gene Ontology annotation, biological process: collagen catabolic process; extracellular matrix organization; proteolysis. Bases 251 to 2014 code for a protein of 587 amino acids. Gene Ontology annotation, molecular function: zinc ion binding; metalloendopeptidase activity. Lineage: Eukaryota; Metazoa; Arthropoda; Insecta; Orthoptera; Acrididae.